AUGGGUUUCACAGGCGCCGGUGUUUAUGAAAUCGUGCCCUACCAGGCCCCUAAAUUGAAUGCCAACUCCUGGGGAGGUGGCCUGAACGUUGGACAAGAUGUCAGAACUUACGAGAGGGGCAGCAGCCCUACAGACAAUGCGAAAUGGCAGUUGGCUCUUGUGGCAGGCUCUGGCGACGACGCAGAGUAUCUGAUCAUCAACGUGCUUACCGGAUACUUCAUCACCGCUACCGGCGAGUUCCCGUCUUAUACCCUGCAGUUUAUCUCCCCGACGGAUCCCACCGCCCGCUGGACUAUCAAGUCAAGCUCAGCUAAUGGAUACGAUGUAUAUACCAUUACGAGCAAGGUGUCUAGCCGCGGCCAGCUCACCGUGAAGGACUUCUCUACUCAGUCUGGCGCCGACAUCCUCUCUGCGACUAAGAAGGAUCAGGAUAACCAGAGAUGGUACUUCGAGCCACGCUAA
Truncatella angustata is the source of this 462-nucleotide messenger RNA. RefSeq lists its product as uncharacterized. The transcript has 4 exons. Bases 1 to 462 code for a protein of 153 amino acids. NCBI's taxonomy places the organism in Eukaryota, Fungi, Ascomycota, Sordariomycetes, Amphisphaeriales, Sporocadaceae. The record is from RefSeq and is a predicted model, not a curated record.